Messenger RNA from Papaver somniferum (opium poppy), 723 nucleotides. RefSeq names its product F-box protein CPR1-like. The coding region runs from base 1 to 723 and encodes 240 amino acids. NCBI's taxonomy places the organism in Eukaryota, Viridiplantae, Streptophyta, Magnoliopsida, Ranunculales, Papaveraceae. The record is from RefSeq and is a predicted model, not a curated record. The transcript is spliced from 2 exons.
AUGGAUUACCCAAGCAAGAAUAGAGAUGAAAGUGAUUACAAUUAUAUUGUGGGAUCUUGCAAUGGCUUGAUUUUAUUAAACUCCCUUGAUAAAGAAACAGCUACUAGUUCAUGGAGAAAAGGCCAAGACAUCCCUCCUGUGGAUUUUGGUGAAUUUCCAGAUUUGCUUCUAAAUGGUGCUCUUCAUUGGAUAGAUUAUUUGGCAGGCAAUACCGCUGCUUGUGAAAAAAACUACAGAGCUAUAAUUUCCUUUGCUAUUGAGAAUGAGAAGUUCAUUCAUCUGCCAUUUCCAGAAGAAACUAUGGCAUUCCGUAAAGGGAGUUACUCUGUCGAAGUGUUGGGAGAUACCCUUUGCUUAGUUUGUAUUGUCCCUUAUGCUCGUGUUGAUGUUUGGGUCAUGCAAAAUUAUGGAGUGAGAGAAUAUUGGACUAAGCUAUUCACCACUACCCAUGUAAAUAUUAUUUCAUAUCCCAAUUCGUUAAAGUUCUAUGACUCUGUUAAAAAUAGUGAGAUUCUAACAGAGGUUGAUAAAUCUUUCGCUUUAUACGACCGAAAGAAAGACAGUGUUAGAUUUGUGUAUAUUAAUGGUGUCGGUGACUUUUAUUUUUCCUCAGACAGUUACGUGGAGAGCUUAGUUUCAAUAAAUUCAGGUACUUAUAUGGGAAAAGAGAUUACGGAUAGAACGAGGAGGGAGUUAAAAAACACGAAGGUUAAACAUAUAUAA